AGCCAGAGAGAGAGAGCGAGAGAGAGAGCCCAAUGCAACAGCACAGUGAGGACCCAGUGUGGGGUGAUCCGCAGCGGAGAAGCAGAGGUUCCGAGCAAUGCAGAAGUCACGGGCGGUGGGAGAGGAGCAAACGAAAGUUUCCCAGUGGCCGUGGGAGCAGCCAGAACUCGCUGGGGCCAGUCGUGGGGAGCGCCCUGGACUUGCUGACCUCCACAGUUCCCGGCAGCUGGUGCCUGCCCGCUCCUCCGCCCGGACUAGGGCCCCACAGGAGCAGUGGCGCUCCCUGCAGGAGACCCUGAGCAGGCUGGAGGGCGAGGUGGUGCAGCUCAGAGAGCAGAACAAGGACCUGCAGGCGAGGGUGAGGCAGCUGGAGGCCUGUGAAUGCCACCCCCUGGCUUCUCCCCAGUGCUGGGCGUUGGGGCGUGCCUGGCCUGAGGACGCUCGCUGGGAGCCCGACCCCUGCACAGCCUGUGUCUGCCAGGAUGGGGCCGCACGCUGCGACCCCCAGCUCCAUCUGCCUCAGUGCCGUGGCUGCACCCAUGGCAGUCGGGCCUAUGAUGACGGGGACACCUUCUCCCCAGAUGCCUGUACAACCUGCCGCUGCCUGGCGGGGACCGUGCACUGCCAGCAGACCUCCUGCCCAGAGCUCAACUGCCUGGAGAGCUACACUCCACUGGGCGAGUGCUGUCCUGUCUGCCGGCCAGGCUGUGAGUAUGAGGGCCAGCUUUAUGAGGAAGGGGCCAAAUUCCAGUCCAGCUCCAACCCUUGUCUCCAGUGCUCCUGCCUGGGCAGCCUGGUUCGCUGUGUGCCCAUGACGUGCCUGCCCAGCCCCUGCCCUGAGCCAAUCCUGAGGCCUGGACACUGCUGCCCAAGCUGCCAAGGCUGCAUAGAGGGUGGCAAGUUCCGGGAACACGGCCAGGAGUGGACGGUGCCCGAGGACCCCUGCCGCAUCUGCCGCUGCCUGGAGGGCCACAUCCAGUGCCACCAGCAAGAAUGUGCCAGUCUGUGCCCCUACCCUGCACGGCCUGUCCCAGGCACCUGCUGCCCCGUGUGUGACGGCUGCUUCUUGAACGGGCGUGAACACCGCAGCGGGGAGCCCGUGGGCUCUGGGGACCCCUGCAUGCAGUGUCACUGUGUUAAUGGAAGCGUCCAGUGUGAACCCCUGCCUUGUCCACCUGUGCCCUGUACGCACCCAGGCAGGAUGCCCAAGCAGUGCUGCCCAGCCUGUGACGACUGCGAGUACCAGGGACACCAGUACCGGAGCCAGGAGACCUUCACAGUCCGGGAGAAUGACCGCUGCUUCCGCUGCACCUGCCAGGCUGGUGAAGUGUCCUGUGAGGAGACGUGCCCAGUGGCCCCCUGCGCCCUGUCUGCUUCUGGCCCUCAGCUCUGCCCAGUCUGCGUGCUCCAUGGAGAGGAAUUUGCUGAUGGGGUCCAGUGGGAGCCUGAUGGCCAACCAUGCACUGCCUGCUCCUGCCAAGAUGGGGUGCCCGUGUGUGGGGCUGUGCCCUGCCCUCAGUCCUCCUGCCAGCAUCCCACCCAACCCCCUGGCACCUGCUGCCCGAGGUGUGAUGGCUGCACCUACCACGGUGUCGUGUAUGCCAACGGGCAGAACUUCACUGAUGCAGACAGCCCCUGCCACACCUGCCGCUGCGAGGAGGGGACUGUCAGGUGCUCCUUGGUCACCUGCCCUCCCAUGACCUGUGCCAGGCCCCAGCAUGGACCCGGCCAGUGCUGCCCCAGAUGCCCAGACUGCAUCUUGGAGCAACAGGUGUUUGUGGACGGUGAGGCCUUCUCUCACCCUGGAGACCCUUGCCAGGAAUGCAGGUGCCAGGAGGGCCACGUGCACUGCAGGCCUCGCACCUGCCCCAGAGCCCUGUGCCGGCACCCUCUACCUGGUAGCUGCUGCCGGACAGACUGCAGUGGCUGUGCCUUCGGAGGCAAGGAGUACCCCGAUGGGGCGGACUUCCCCCACCCCUCGGACCCCUGCCGCCUUUGCCGCUGCCUGAGUGGCACCGUGCAGUGCCUGGCCCGCCGCUGCCCUCCACUGGCCUGCUCCGAGCCCGUCCUGGUCCCCCAGGAGUGCUGCCCACAGUGCCCGGGUAGGAACCGCUCCCCGAGGGCCCCUGGGAGGGCAGCUACCUGGGCUCUGAUUGACGUGCGUGCUGUCACCGCAGCUGCGUCCCCCAACUGCCCGCAGUCUGGGGACCACCCCUGCCACCAGUGCAUCUGCCGCGACGGAGCCGUGUCCUGCCAGCUGCUGCCCUGUCCGCCCGCGCCCUGCUCGCACCCGCGGCCGGGCCGCUGUUGCCCCACCUGCGAUGGCUGCCUGUUCCAUGGGAAGCAGUUUGCCAGCGGAGAGCGCUUCCCCUCACCCACUGACGCCUGCCAGGUCUGCUUGUGUUGGCAAGGCAGCGUGAGCUGCGAACCCAAGGCCUGUGCCCCUGCCCAGUGCCCCUUUCCUGUCAGCGACAGCUGCUGCCCAUCCUGUGAUGGCUGUGAGUAUCUGGGAGUGUCCUACCUGAGCCACCAGGAGUUCCCGGACCCCCGAGAGCCCUGCGGCCUGUGUACCUGCCUUGGGGGCUUUGUGACCUGCAGCCGCCGGCCCUGCGAGCCCCUGGCCUGCAGCCACCCUCUCACCCCACCUGGGCACUGCUGCCCCACCUGCCAGGGCUGUCACUAUCAUGGUAUCACUGUUGCCCUGGGAGAGACCCUACCCAACCCACUUGACCCCACCUGCUCCUUCUGCACUUGCCAGGAAGGCUCAAUGCGUUGCCAGAAGAAGCCGUGUCCCCCAGCUCUCUGCCCCCACCCUGUUCCAGGACCCUGUUCCUGCCCAGUUUGCCACAGCUGCCUCUCUCAGGGCCGGGAGUACCAAGAUGGAGAGGAAUUUGAGGGGCCUGCAGGCAGCUGUGAACAAUGCCACUGUCAGGCUGCCCAGGUCACCUGCAGGCGGCGGCAGUGCCCAUCCCUGCCCUGCCGGCACCAUGUCACGGAGCCGGGGAGCUGCUGCCCUCGCUGUAGAGGCUGCUUGGUAGAGGGCAAGGAGCACCCCGAAGGCAGCAGCUGGGUGCCCCCCGACAGCCCCUGCUCUUCCUGCACCUGUCAUGAAGGCGUUGUGACCUGCAGCAGAGUGCAGUGUGUUGUCAACGCCUGUCCCCAGCCCCAGCAGGACCGGGGGGACUGCUGUCCUCGCUGCCUUGACUGUGAGCACCAGGGCCGGAAGUACGAGCCUGGACAGAGCUUCCAGCCUGGGGCAGACCCCUGUGAAGUGUGUACCUGUGAGCCACAGCCCGAGGGGCCCUCCAGCUUCCGAUGCCACAGGCAACAGUGUCCCAGCCUGGUAGGCUGCCCCCCCAGCCAGCUGCUGCCCCCUGGGCCCCAGGACUGCUGCCCAACCUGUGCCCAGGCACUGAGUAACUGCACAGAAAGCCUGCAGGGCUCCGAGGUGGCCGCACCAGACCCCUGCUACACCUGCCGCUGCCAGGACCUGACGUGGCUCUGUGUCCGCCGGGCCUGUCCUGAGCUCAGCUGUCCCCUGCUGCAGCGCCACACCCCCCCGGGGGACUGCUGUCCUGUGUGCCAGGAAUGUGUAAUGGAGGCCGGGGGCCGGAGAGUGGCUGAUGGAGAGAGCUGGCGGGACCCCAGCAACGCCUGUGUCACCUGCACCUGUCGGCGGGGCCACGUGGACUGCCGCCCAGAGAAGUGCCAGACAGUCUCCUGCCCAGACGGUUGGGCCCGGGUGCUGGAGGCCGGCACCUGCUGUGAGCGAUGUCAAGCGCCAGCCGCGUCCUGUGUGCACCAGGGCCUCCCGGUGGCCUCUGGGCAGCGCUGGAGCGUCGAUGCCUGCACCAGCUGCUCCUGCGAGUCAGGUGCCGUGCGCUGCCAGAGCCAGCGCUGCCAGGCACUGUCGUGUGGCCCCGACGAGGCCCCAGCCCUGAGUCCCGGCAGCUGCUGUCCCCGUUGCCUGCCCCGGCCAGCUUCCUGCAUGGCUUUUGGUGACCCGCACUAUCGCACCUUCGACGGUCGCCUGCUGCACUUUCAGGGAGGCUGCAGCUACGUGCUGGCCAAGGACUGCGGUGGCAGCGACUUCAGCGUGCACGUGACCAAUGACGCCCGGGGCCGGAGCGGCGUGGCUUGGACGCAGGAGGUGGAAGUGCUGCUGGGGGUCACUGCUGCCUCCGUGAGGCUGCUGCAGGGUGGAGUGGUCCAGGUGGACGGGCGAGCCGUGGCCUUGCCCUUCCUGCAGGAGCCAAUGCUAUAUGUGGAGCUGCGGGGUCGCACCGUGAUCUUGCACGCCCAGCUUGGACUCAAGGUGCUGUGGGAUGGGAAGUCCCAGGUGGAGGUGAGCGUGCCCGGCUCCUACCGGGGCAGGACGUGUGGGCUGUGUGGGAACUUCAAUGGCUUUGCUCAGGAUGACCUACAGGGUCCUGGGGAACUGCUUCUCCCCACGGAAGCUGCCUUUGGAAACAGCUGGAAGGUCCCCGAUGGGCCCAGGCCUGUCCAGCCCUGUUCCGCAGGCCAGGAAGUGGAUCCAUGCCGGGCGGCAGGUUACUGGGCCAGGCGUGAGGCCAACGCCCGGUGUAGGGUGCUGAAGGCGCCCCCAUUCAGCCGGUGCCAUGCUGUGGUGGCCCCAGAUCCCUUCUUUGCCGCUUGCGUGUACGACCUGUGUGCCUGUGGCCCUGGUUCUUCAGGCGACGCCUGUCUCUGUGAUGCCCUGGAAGCUUAUGCCAGCCAGUGCCGCCAGGCUGGGGUAACGCCGCCUGCCUGGCGGGGCCCGGCGCUUUGUGCGGUGGGCUGUGCCCUGGAUCGGGGCUUCGUGUUUGAUGAAUGUGGCCCGCCCUGUCCCCGCACCUGCUUCAACCAGCAUGUCCCCCUGGGGGAGCUGGCCGCGCACUGCGUAAGGCCCUGCAUCCCUGGCUGCCAGUGCCCUGCGGGACUAGUGGAGCAUGAGGCCCACUGCAUCCCACCCAACGCCUGCCCCCCGGUCCUGCUCUUCGAGGCCGCCCCCUCCCCAGCGGAGCCUGAGCCGGGGCCCCUCUGAGUGAGUGGGCAUGCCGGAGCCUGGCGCAGGUCCUGCUGGGCUGAGUGUGAAGCAGCGAAGCCUGGGCCCGCCCGGUGCCAGGUGCCCACUGCCAGGUGCCCGCUGGGCUGCCCGAUGCCAGGUGCCUGCCGGGCUGCCCGGAUGUGAGGCUGAGGGGUGCUGUUCCUCAGGCGCAGGUUUGCGCCUGGGCUGCCUCCCCUGGCCUCUCCCUGGUGCUGUAUGGGAAACCCACCACAGGCAGGAGGCAGGCCACCUGAGGCCCUGCCUGGUGCUCAGCCUGUGCAGUGGGCACACCCCACCUCCUCCACGUUCGGGACCUUCUGUGGAUCCAUGGAUGGGCCCGUGAGGGCCCAGUCCACCCUUGACUUCUCGAUUCCUCUUGGUACAGUGGUACCCGAUGCUCAGGUUCCUUCUGGAUCAUUCUAAGAAUAAGGGACACGGCUACCUCAAGGCCUGGCUGGAAAGAGAAAAUAAACAAUGAUGAAAAAAAGGUGUGCCCACAUGCAUACACACACA
Messenger RNA from Ochotona curzoniae (black-lipped pika), 5560 nucleotides. It is a transcript of the gene KCP, whose product is annotated as kielin cysteine rich BMP regulator. Lineage: Eukaryota; Metazoa; Chordata; Mammalia; Lagomorpha; Ochotonidae. Gene Ontology annotation, molecular function: protein binding. The record is from RefSeq and is a predicted model, not a curated record. The transcript has 39 exons. Bases 98 to 5044 code for a protein of 1648 amino acids.